Messenger RNA from Clonostachys rhizophaga, 1959 nucleotides. The record is from the annotation of a GenBank genome assembly. NCBI's taxonomy places the organism in Eukaryota, Fungi, Ascomycota, Sordariomycetes, Hypocreales, Bionectriaceae.
AUGGGACGCUCGCAGCCAGCGCCCGCAAAGAAGCAGGCACUGACUCUGGCACAAUUGGCUGCGUAUGACGAUAUCUCGACCGAUGCACUCGUUGACCACGUGCUAUACUGGACUUCGGUGCCCAAGAACCGAUCCACCUACCACCCGUCUCGUGGUGUAAAGGGGGACGAGAUUGUCAAGAUCGUUCAGGAGGAGCUUGUGCUGAAGAAGGACCUCGAUGGAGCGAUGAAGAGAUUAAUGGCGACCGACGGUAUCCGCAGGUUCGCCAAUUGUCUCAAGACCGACAAGGAAAAGGACGACUUUCAACGACACCUCAGACGCUAUACACAGAUCUACUUGCCUGACUGCCCCUGGGAGGUCAAUUCAACCAAUCGCUACACCAUUGUGAGCCACGAGGCCGCCAUCACAGCACGACGAUUUAUCCGGCGCAACGAGUCCAUCAAGUACUUGUCCGGCAUUCAGGUUGUCAUCACACCCGAGGAAGAAAAGGAGAUGACCACCCGUAAGAAGGACUUUAGCAUUGUAGUCAGCUCGAGGAACAAGUGUACCAGCCUGUUCAUGGGCCCUGCCCGCUUUGCGAACCAUGACUGCGAUGCCAACGCAAAACUGGUCACCACAAGUCACGCCGGUAUUGAGAUUAUUGCAACCAGGGAUAUCCAGUCCGGGGACGAAAUUACGGUUACAUACGGAGAAAAUUAUUUUGGGGAGGACAACUGCGAGUGUCUCUGCAGAUCGUGUGAGGACAAUCUACGGAACGGAUGGGAGCCGGAGGAUGGGACUGCCCCUGCCCGGGAGAGCGUUGAGGAAUCCAGGCCGGAAAUCUAUGCAUUACGACGGCGGAGGAGAGACGACAGCAUCGGUGGCUCAUCCCGAACAUCUUCUGUGACACCCAUCGUCCGCCCCAAGGUUCUAAAAACUAGGUUAAAGGGGUCUCGCCUCAGCGCCGCAGGUGAUGCCUUCUCCGCGGCCGGGUCCCCUGUGCCAGACCAAUCUCCACGAGGACGGAAACGACCGAUUGACGCACUAGCUUCACCACCCAAAACGCCAUCAAAGAGGUUAAAAUGCCUGACUAGUACUCGAGUCUCUGAUAGUGUUACUUCGAGGAGCUGUUCGAUGUCACGCAGUGGCUCUUCGAGCGGUGGGGAAGCUGUCGAGACGGAUGUCACCUCACCAGAAAAAGAGAGCCCUGAACCGACGAUGCCGACUCCUGCCAAAGAAUCGACUGUACUGCAGAUGAAGAUGCACCUGGCAGCGGAUCCCAAGAGCAUGACAAUUCAGUCGAUUCUCAACACGCCCACCACCGAGACACCGCAGGAGCACCCUGAUACCAGUCCUAUCGCAGUGAGCAUCGAGCCUGUCGAGGAGGGAGACUCGGUUGCGCCGGAGGAAGACGCCCCAAAACCGACCAAGAAAUACCAACGAAGAGUUUUUAUCAAACAAACCACACCUCCAGCUCAGCAUCGCACACCGGGCGACUACGUUCUCACACCACUUCUUCUCUCGGAGCCAGCCAUGGCAUGGAUCCAGUGCUCUGUUUGUCCGACGUACUUUGUACAGCAGAACGCGUACUUUACAAGAUCCUCAUGUCCACGAUGCGAGAGACAUUCCAGAAUUUACGGCUAUAUUUGGCCUAAGACGGACAGGGCCGGUCCUUCAGACAAGGAGGAGCGUGUUCUGGAUCACAGGACGAUCCAUCGGUUCCUGGACCCCAAUGACGAACGUAGGGCACGUGGGAGAAAGAUGGCCGAAAAAGAGGUUACACCAGAAGAGGAAUCUGAAGAAGAGGAGGCCCCUCCACGGGGUCGACGCAUUAAGAGAGGGCGCCCAAGGAAGGCAGACCAGCAGAAGAGAGCGGCGGAGGAGUCGGCUCCGCGUGCCAAGUCAGCACCUGAAUCUGCCAGCGGAGUCCGACGUAGUGGUCGAAGCCGUAGGGUGAGUAGCAAGCUUGUUGAAUGUUAG